GAGAUUUAAUUGCUAUCUCUCGCACUCGCUGAAAGGAAAAUCUGUACCAACAAUCACAUCUUGAAAGAAAAUGUGGAAGCUGAUAACUGUUAUCACCACGUUAACAGCUAUGAGGUUGUUGACAGAAUCGGUAGAUGAAAUAUCCUCCUCUCGGCCACGUGACUUGUACGAGUAUGUAGAUGGCAAACACGGAAAGAAGGUGGUGAACAUGAGUGACGUGUUGUACCGAUGUCUGUUGCGGUUCCAGAAAUGCAUGACAGAUACGGACAACCCCUACAACGUAACUCUUCUAGACCCUCUCGAGUUCUCCUUGGAUCAUCUGGUUCAACGGCAGACUAUCCAGUUGACAGGCAACAUCAACGGGUCAGUGACGUCACUGUCACAGUUCAACGUCAACUACUUGCUGGUAGCCAUGGCUACUAAAUCAGCCAAGAUGUCUGGCAGUCUCCCUCACCUCUCCCUGACAGGCAGCUACAAUGUCUCCGGUACCGCAGCCGGUGUACUGCCUGUGUACGGGGCUGGUCCAUACAGUGCUGAGAUGAAGAACGUAAGUUUGGACAUAAUAACGAGACUCAGCAAUGACAGAAACUCCACCAAUAUCGCCAUGACGGACUUCAUUGUCAAGUUCAAGCCAGCUCUAGUAGAGGUCACUCUUGGCGGGUUUCUCGGUGGAGGUCCGCUUGGUCAGCUGAUGGAAGAGUUUCUUCAGGAUACGAUUCUCCAGUUCAUAAACAGGGCUAAGAGAUUGAUCGCUGACGAUCUUAGUCGUACCACCAUAGACGCUGUCAACUCGAGACUGACAGGCUACAAUAUUAGUGAUGUUAUAUCGUUCUUGAUGAGCUUUGGAAAUAAAACUGAUGCAUGUUGAAA
Molecule: messenger RNA, 870 nt
Organism: Homalodisca vitripennis (glassy-winged sharpshooter)
Lineage: Eukaryota; Metazoa; Arthropoda; Insecta; Hemiptera; Cicadellidae
Exons: 6
Coding region: 71-868 (265 amino acids)
Source: RefSeq, a predicted model, not a curated record